AAUAAAAACCAGGGACCAUCUCGUCAUAUGCAACUUAUAGAAGUAGGAAGAAAAGAAUGAUCUUCGUUCUCGUUUUGUAGUGAAAUGUAUUUUGGUGAGAGCUAGUUGUACUUGAGGUUAGGAUAUAAUAUUAAUAGGAUUUCCAAUUUAAUAAGGUGGCAAAUAGUUUCAUCCUUAUUUAAAGUGGAGUUUUCCAGGCAUUAUUGUUAUUCAUUCUUCCUCAAACUUAGCUAGUAUAAGUAUUUUGUAGUUUCGUUUGUGAAACUUUACAAUGUCUACCCCAGCUCGAAGACGAUUGAUGCGAGAUUUUAAAAGGCUUCAAGAGGAUCCUCCAACAGGGGUUAGUGGAGCACCUACUGAUAACAAUAUUAUGAUAUGGAAUGCUGUGAUUUUUGGACCUCAUGACACGCCAUUUGAAGAUGGCACUUUCAAGCUUACAAUUGAAUUCACGGAAGAAUAUCCAAACAAACCUCCAACAGUGAGAUUUGUGUCGAAAAUGUUCCAUCCCAACGUAUACGCUGACGGCGGCAUUUGCUUAGAUAUUCUACAAAACAGAUGGAGUCCCACAUACGAUGUAUCAGCCAUUCUCACUUCUAUACAGUCGCUUCUGAGUGACCCGAACCCAAACUCGCCUGCAAAUUCGAUGGCAGCUCAAUUAUAUAAAGAAAAUAGACGGGAGUACGAGAAACGAGUGAAAGCCUGCGUCGAACAGAGUUUUGUCGAUUAAUAUUGUGAACAGUUUCUCGAAUAUUAUCUAAUACUGUUUGAAAUCUAACUGAGAGGACUCAUAGUGAAAUAGGCUCAUGACUUAACUGACGUGUGUUUGAUUAUAUUUUUAAUUACAUUGAUCAAUAAGAUUCUCUCUUGUGUUGUGGCUGAAAACCAAUGAAAACCGAGUGUUUCGAGAAAUUUAAUUUCUAUUUUAAUUUUAUAAAUUUAUACAGAUAGUAAAAUUAUGAAUAUUGAUAGAACUCACGGGUUGGAAAUAAUUAUCGAUGAAUGAUAGCUUAGUGUAUCCUAGUAAUAAUGUUCAAAAUUCGCCUUUAUGAUGAUGACUAGUGUGCAGAGAUUAUACCAAUUAGUCCCUAAUGUAGAAUAUCAAUUUUAUAUGUCACAUUUUCUUGUUGAAAAUUCUGUAAGUUUCGCCUUUCAAUACAGUUGAUAUUUUGAAGUCAUUUUAUUUUUCUUGAUUCAAAUUCUGAUCUCAAUCAUUUUCAAAUUUGUUUGUGAUAAAUACUACUCCAUAAAGCCACUGCAAAUCGCAUGACGGCCACGGGAGCGGGACAAUUUUCAAGCAUUUUUAAAUGGUUGAAAUCGUCGCCGUCGUCGUCAUGCGAUUCGCAUUGGUGUGUGCAAGGUUUAGUACGUUCUUAAAAGUAUUCCAUGAAAUUCUGUUUACUCAGGCAUUUUAAUUUAUGUGAUUCAGAAAUAUGAAACGAAUCAGGAUAAUUGUUUGAAUCAAUUACUUGUUUCUGUACAGCUCUAGACAGUCAUGAGCCUGUCCAAUCAAACCACAUGAGAUUAUUCAUCGUACACUACCUUGAACUAUUUGUCACAUUAUUAAAAUCAAUCUUAUGUAUUCUAAGUUUUGUAUUAUAAAGUUUGUAGGUGUAAGUAAAAAAAUGAGGUAAAGUAGGUUCGAAAUACAUAUUGUAUUUUGUUCUGUAAUAAACUAUCAUGUAAAUUCAAUACUGUAUUGUUUGAAAAUGUCCUUUUUCGACCAUAUUAGAAAUGGAUUAUCAUAAAGAAUAGUUUAAGAAUGUAAACCUCUACGGUUUUACUGAUAGUUCAAGGCUUUACCAAUCCAAUUUGAAAUUAUAAUAAGAAUCAUCAAUUGCGGAAAAAUAUUUAGGAUAAAGACGGAUUAUUUAGUAGCUUCAAAGAAGUUCUUCAGUUUUAUUGAAUAAGAAUUAUAGAAAAAUUCGUUCGAUUGAAAUCAUUGUAUUCAUACUACAUCAUGUCAUAAUUGAGUUCUGAAUCCCUUGGUAAGUGAACUUCCAAUAAUUAAAUCAUAUAUUAAAAAUAAUCAAUCUUCUUCACUUUGGAUGUAUAGAUUUGAACAUUUUCAAAUUCUAGUUUUCUUAUUACAUUGAAAAAGUUGUAGAUGAACUUUCAACACUUUCAAUGAUACUUGAUUAAAAACCAGUGAUAUGGAAAAGAUAAAUACUUUCUUUCCCCUAAGAAAUAAAUUUCAUUUUACAAGCAAUGAUUGAACUAAUGCACCCCGAUUGUGUUGUAUGUUGUCCCAUCGUUCCAUGUCUAGUUUUAAGCAGGCUGUACGGUCAUAAUAGUUUGUGAUACAUAAUCGAGUGGAUAAUGAUCAAUACUGUAAAUUGAAAUACUGAAACCAUGUCCUUACUGUAAAGCUUUAUGUGAUUUCUGUAUUUAAUUACUAAUAAGCCAAAAACACUGUCUUUGCAAAAGUUCCACUGAUUAAUUGGCCUUGUUAUUAAUUGAAUAAAGUAACAUAAUCUUA
Messenger RNA from Nilaparvata lugens (brown planthopper), 2476 nucleotides. It is a transcript of the gene Ubc6, whose product is annotated as ubiquitin-conjugating enzyme E2-17 kDa. The transcript is spliced from 4 exons. Lineage: Eukaryota; Metazoa; Arthropoda; Insecta; Hemiptera; Delphacidae. Gene Ontology annotation, molecular function: ubiquitin conjugating enzyme activity. Gene Ontology annotation, cellular component: HULC complex. The coding region runs from base 272 to 727 and encodes 151 amino acids. Gene Ontology annotation, biological process: proteasome-mediated ubiquitin-dependent protein catabolic process; protein polyubiquitination; DNA repair. The record is from RefSeq and is a predicted model, not a curated record.